AUGACUGCAUCUGCCGCGGCUCACGGCAGGGCCCCGGGGCGGGUGCGCGGGGCCGGGGACCCCGGGGCAGAGCCCGCCGGGCGAUCAGCGGAGCGCCCGCCACAGAGCUCCCGGGGCUGUCACGGGGCUCUCGUGGUGUCACCGGGGCUCCGGGGCUGUCACCGGGUCCCUCACCGGUGUCACCAGGGUUCUCGUGCCGUCAGCGGCAGCGCCCCCUGGCGGCAGCGGUUGGGCACGGCGGGCCCCAGCCCCGCCCCCGGCGGCGGCGGCGGAAGUGACGCGACGCUAUGGCGGAGGCGGCGGGCGCACCGGAGGGUGAGCGGCGGGGCCGGACGGGGCGGGACGGGUCUCCCGCCCGCGGCACUCGCGGCCCAGCUCUCGCUGUCCCUUGCAGAGUGCCCCGGGACCGGCAGCGCCCAGGCGGGCAGGGCGGCCGCCUGCCAGGGAUGCCCCAACCAGGGGCUGUGCGCGGCCGGCGCGGCCGGCCCGGACCCGGCGGAGGCGGCGGAGCUGCGGGCGCGGCUGCGGGCGGUGCGGCACACGGUGCUGGUGCUGUCCGGCAAGGGCGGCGUGGGCAAGAGCACCUUCAGCGCCCUCCUGGCGCACGGGCUGGCGGCGGACGAGACCAAGCAGGUCGCUCUGCUGGACAUAGAUAUCUGUGGGCCAUCGAUUCCUAAAAUGAUGGGUCUAGAAGGAGAACAGGUUCAUCAGAGUGGAUCUGGAUGGUCUCCAGUGUAUGUUGAAGAAAACUUAGGUGUCAUGUCAGUGGGGUUCUUGCUUAGUAGUCCUGAUGAUGCUGUCAUCUGGAGAGGACCAAAAAAGAACGGGCUGAUCAAGCAGUUCCUGCGCGAUGUGGACUGGGGUGAAGUGGAUUACCUGAUCGUGGACACGCCCCCAGGAACAUCAGAUGAGCACCUGUCCAUCGUGCAGUACCUCAGUGCCACCCACAUCGAUGGCGCCGUCAUCGUCACCACCCCCCAGGAAGUCUCACUUCAGGAUGUUCGCAAGGAGAUCAACUUCUGCCGCAAGGUGAAGCUGCCCAUCAUCGGGGUUGUGGAGAACAUGAGCGGCUUUGUGUGUCCCAAGUGUAAGAAUGAAUCUCAGAUCUUUCCCCCGACUACUGGUGGUGCAGAAAAGAUGUGUCAGAACUUGAAUGUUUCCCUCUUGGGAAAAGUGCCUCUGGAUCCACAGAUAGGAAAAAGUUGUGACAGAGGCCAGUCUUUCUUGGCUGAAGCACCUGAAUCUCCAGCUACGUUAUCUUACAGGAAUAUCAUUCAAAGAAUUCAGGAGUACUGUGAACAACGCCACUUGCAAGAAGAAAAGAUAAUGUAAUCUGUAAAUGGAACAAAAAUGUAGUUCAUGUUUAAUUAUAGAAAAGUAACUUAUGCCUUGAUUUAUUAAGGGAAUGUAUUCUUUUUUUGUAUAUUGCAAAUAAAUUCUUAAUAUAAAGGC
This is a messenger RNA of Hirundo rustica (Barn swallow), 1452 nucleotides long. RefSeq names its product NUBP iron-sulfur cluster assembly factor 1, cytosolic (gene NUBP1). The transcript has 11 exons. Gene Ontology annotation, biological process: iron-sulfur cluster assembly. Lineage: Eukaryota; Metazoa; Chordata; Aves; Passeriformes; Hirundinidae. The record is from RefSeq and is a predicted model, not a curated record. Gene Ontology annotation, cellular component: cytosol. Gene Ontology annotation, molecular function: ATP binding; ATP-dependent FeS chaperone activity; 4 iron, 4 sulfur cluster binding. The coding region runs from base 1 to 1332 and encodes 443 amino acids.